AUGGCUGCUCACUCCCAGCCACCUCGCGUCGCUUUCCCUCUCCAACUCUCUCGCCCUGCUCUUCUCAUCGUUUCUCUCUGCCAACGAUCCCACAUCUCUCACCUCCGUGUUCCCCCCCACGUCCGUCCUCGCCUCCCCCUUGUUGUCCUUAACCUCUCGCCUCGUCAUCCAGGUCGUCGUUUCUCCACUUUCGCCUGCCUCUUCGCCCUCCUCGGCCUAGCCUUUCUCCUCCUCCUCCUCUCCCGCCGUCUCAAACGCCUCUCCCUCUCCCUCCUGCGCCGCACUGCCUCCUUCCUCUCUCACUCCCAGUGCAUCCUCUACUUCGUCCUCCUCCUGUUGCUCCUCCAAGUCAUCGUUACAGUAUCACUCGCUGCUGUCAUGAGGAAGGUGUUUGUCCUGUGCUCAGUGGCAUCCGGGGAGGGCGAGGCGUCACGCAUAUGUGAAGCGUGGCUGCUCCCUCUCGCCUCGCAGCUCGACAACCCGCCGCUGCUGCUGCUCUCCGUGCUGCUGCUGCUGUGGGCCUUUCUGGUCCUCUCCAUGCUCAUCUCCCUGCUAGUGGCUGCUCUCAUGGGCCACGGCGUGACCGCAGAGGAGGGGGACCACGGGACGGCAUCCCGCGUGGACAGCACAUCGUGGAAGUUUCUGCUGAAAAUGCUACUGCUGCUGCCAACCCUGCAAUCACGGUCCUUUCUUCCUGCAACUCCCCCACCAAUUGCUCCCUCACCCCGUGACCCCCGCGCCCUGCACUCUCUCUGCGGGCUCGUCCUCACGCGCUCCCUGGGCACAGCUGCAGCGGUGGCGAUGCUGCUCAUCGUACUGUACAUCCUCUUCACCGCACUCAACACCUGGCUGGUGGUGUACGUGUUUGCGUCUUUGGAGGUGCCGGGGCUGCUGACUGGCUCUGCUGCUGCGCUGCUCACCGUGGCGGAACUAGUGCUGAUGCACGUGUUUACCUGGUGA
This is a messenger RNA of Closterium sp. Naga37s-1, 960 nucleotides long. The record is from the annotation of a GenBank genome assembly. NCBI's taxonomy places the organism in Eukaryota, Viridiplantae, Streptophyta, Zygnematophyceae, Desmidiales, Closteriaceae.